Messenger RNA from Aphis gossypii (cotton aphid), 949 nucleotides. RefSeq names its product ER membrane protein complex subunit 8/9 homolog (gene EMC8-9). The coding region runs from base 198 to 836 and encodes 212 amino acids. Gene Ontology annotation, cellular component: EMC complex. NCBI's taxonomy places the organism in Eukaryota, Metazoa, Arthropoda, Insecta, Hemiptera, Aphididae. The transcript is spliced from 4 exons. The record is from RefSeq and is a predicted model, not a curated record.
AAAAAGGUUAAAAUAUGGGUAGAGCUACAGCAGCUCCACACCGACUACAACUGUUGUCUGUUACUAUUAUUAUUACGAGUAGUGAUUAAACAUAUUUUUGAAAAUUUCAUUGUGAAUUUGUUUGACUAGAAAUCGGAAUCGUUUCUAUUUUUUCUAUUUCUUAUUUUAAGGUCCAUUCCGUUAACUUACUACUGACCAUGACGAAAGUGUCUUUUUCCACGGUUGCCUAUUGUAAAAUUAUCGCCCAUGCAGCCAAAUAUCCUCAUUGUGAAGUCAACGGCGUACUGCUCGCCGACAUCUCGACAAGGGGCGAAAAUUUGGUUGUAGUGGAUACUGUUCCAUUGUUCCAUCAGUGUCUACACGUGUCUCCGAUGUCAGAGAUCGCUAUGAUGCAAAUCGAUCAAUCGGCCAGUUCGUGCGAUAUGUACAUUUGUGGCUAUUAUCUGGCCAAUGAGACGCUGGAUGACUUAAGUUAUGAUAAACCAGCCCAUAAGAUUGUGGACAAGAUAAUUGAACAUGAGUCAGAUGCCUGUAUGGUUGUGAUCAAUAAUCGAUUAAUGGAGUUAAAUCAAAAAGAAAGUGCACUAAUAGUGCAUGCACAAGAUGAUGGAAAAUGGAAACGUCUGAAUAACUCAAACGUACAAAUUGAGAAUGUAGCACUGGCAGCUGCAUCAGCUGUAUUACAACAACAGUUGUAUAAUAAUUUGGUAGAUUUUGACAAUCAUUUGGACAAUUUGGCUUUAGAUUGGCUCAAUAAAGAAUUUUGUCUCAGUGUGGAAAGAACAUCAGGACAUGACACAGGAAGAAGGUUAAUGAUCAAUAAAAUAGUUUCUUGACAAUUGGAAUGGGAUGAGGGAAUGAAACAAAUUAAAUUUUGAUAAAUUGAUUUUAGAUGAUUAAGAAAAUUUUUUUUAUUUUAUUUCAAUUAUCAGGUAUCAAUGAUUAUUUU